AUGAUUGUUAUGAGUUGUUGUUGGGCUUUCGCCGCAACAGAAGUUAUUACCGCGGCGCGUGCUCAUAUUAAUGGGGAGAUAGUUCCCCUUUCGAAGCAACAUUUAUUAGAUUGCAUGUACACUCACUAUAACAAGCCUACUUGGUUUGAAUAUCUGGAAGAGAACGAAUGCUUUCCUUGUUCCUAUGCAAAGGCAUAUACCUUUGCUAGGGACCAUGGCAUAGUUAAAGAAGUAAAAUAUCCCUUUACUGAACAAAGGGGUGAGUGUCACGGCCCAUCUGAAGAGAUAAAAGGAUUUAAGAGAGUCAAUGAGAACUUGAACAAGAAAGCAAUAGAAAAUUUGAUUAAGCAGCAACCUAUAACUUGCGCUGUUCCUCAUGUUCCAAGUUUUAACGAUUUUCUCGGCGAGAAAGUAUACAUGGGCCCUACCAAUCUAAAAAAUGAAGCCACAAAGAAAUUGAUUGAAGAAGGUAAUUACAAGAAGCUAUGCAUAGCACUGUUAAUUGUUGGGUAUGGUGUAGAAGAUGGCGUGGACUUCUAUUUGGUGAAAAAUAGUUGGAGAAAGGAAUGGGGCCACAAGGGUUAUGCGAAGAUUGAACGUGGUGUGCUCUCUAACUUAUUUUAUCCCUAAUCUAUAGAUGAAUCUAUGGAUAGUACUAUCUUAUUAGUUGAACUAGCUAGCUACUUGUCAUUUCAUAGAGUAAUUUCUGAAAUACAGUGUUCAUGUUUGUUAAUUAGCAAGCUGGAAAUUUCCUAUGCUCAGAGAUUUAUUAUAUAUGUUAUUCCUAGUCUUG
Molecule: messenger RNA, 793 nt
Organism: Nicotiana tabacum (common tobacco)
Lineage: Eukaryota; Viridiplantae; Streptophyta; Magnoliopsida; Solanales; Solanaceae
Source: RefSeq, a predicted model, not a curated record